Messenger RNA from Cuscuta epithymum, 2358 nucleotides. NCBI's taxonomy places the organism in Eukaryota, Viridiplantae, Streptophyta, Magnoliopsida, Solanales, Convolvulaceae. The record is from the annotation of a GenBank genome assembly.
GUUUUGAGUUUGAGAAUGAAUCAGUACGAGAAAACGUGCGCCAAAGCUACUUUCCAUAAAUAUGCAAGGAAUCGACGGAUGUAAACUAUCCUCGAGACAUGGCCCCAGAUUCUCACACAUCAACUCGUCCGGUUGCGGAAACUGUUUUGCUAAUAUCCAUUGUUGGACGUUUUGAGUACGCAGGAACCCUAACCCCGCGGUUGCUCAGUGCAGAUUUAAUUGAAGUCCAGGAUCUCGAAUCUCCCACUGAAAAUGAAUCAGGAGAAUGAAACGUCUCACAAAUUUUCUACACAUGAGAAGAGGAGUGGAAGUCCUAUAAUUGCUGCUAUAGAAAAUCGAGAUGCCAAGAGGCGGUCGAUUGGACUGGCAGAGGAUUCUUCAACCAUGCUUGCUGAAUCUUCUGAGUUUACAAAGCUUGAUCCUCCUCCUACUUGUGCCUUGGACCCGAGCGAAAGUCCGGCUCCUAGAAUUCCCCAAACAAAACAACAACUGAAAGACAUGGGUUCAAUACUUGCAUGUGUGGAUGUUGAUGAUCACGGGUUGGAGAGCUUUAUUUAUUACAUUACUAGUGUGAAUGAUACAAAAGCUGCAGAGGAUGUGCUGAUAGCUUCAGGAUAUGAAAAGGGCUCUAAAGAGUAUAUGGUGCGAUAUAAUUCGUUGAUGCUGAAUCAACGGUCAUACGGACUUACUGUGAAAAGAAAGAACCUUGAUAUUAGCGGGGGCGUGCGUGUGGAAGCUGUAUUGAAUGAAGAUGGCAGAUAUGUACUUGGUAAGGUGCAAAAGCACCGGAUGGGUUAAUGGUGUUGUGUUCUGAAAUUGAAGUGAUUAUGAUUUAUGAAUGACUAUUGAUGGGGUUGCUGAUAUGAAUGUGGCGGCUUUGCUUAAUGAAAGUGAGGGAUGAGUGGAAUAUGGAGAGAGUCAAUACAAUUUUUUCGGCAGAAGAUAAGAGGGCUAUCCUUUCUAUUCCGAUUAGCUACAGGAAAAUUCGAAUAAGAUCUGGUGGAAUGAAGAUAAUAGAGGGACCGGAUGUCACAAAUACCUCCAAAAAUGAAGUGCUUUGCAUGGUAGCUAAUGACCGAAUGUUUACCCACAACUAAUAAUCUCCGUCGACGAAGGAUGGAGAUGGAUAGUAACUGUAGGCUCUGUGAGGAGGAGGCGGAUGAGACUUAAGAGCAUCUUUUCCGCCAUUACAAGGCGGAUACGGUGUAGCAAAAGUUGGACGCCCACUUCGUCCGACAAGCAGACGACUUUACUAUUUUUGUUGUUGUUGAUAUUUGUAUUGUGAUGAUUUAUGUAUUUUUAUUGUCAAUCUGUGGAGCUUAUGGAAGUGACACAAUGAUAAGAGUUGGAAGAAUUAAGAUGGUGACUGACAACAAUGUGAUAGGCUUGUCGGUUAUACGUGGUUGGAAGGUAGCUCAGGUGGCAGUAGGAGUUGAGGCAACUGGAGGGUAGAAAGACAAAGAUUAGGCUGGAAAAAGCCGACUCCAGGUACUAUUAAAAUAAAUGUGGAUGCGGCUCUUGCUUUAAAUCGCAAUAGGUGAGUAUGGGCAUGGGUAACUUGACAUGAGCAUGGCAAUUUUUUAAAAAUUGGAUGGCAUGCGGAAGAGGCAAGUUGGUCUGCAGGGGUCACAAUGGCUAUCGGCGUUCCUGAUACUAUAGCCUGGGCAAGGACACAUGAAUGGAAGAGUGUCAAGCUAGAAAGAGACUCACUAGCGGUGGCAUCAGAAAUGAUGGAUCGUGAUGGAGACUCAUAUUUGAUACAUUAUCAGAAAUGGUGGAUCGUGAUGGGGACUCAUAUAAACAAUAUAAUAACCAUCCGACAUACAAAGAGCAGCUUAGCUAAUUUAUGAGCUACCAUAUUUGCGGAUAUCCUACAAUGCAUGACUUCUACCGUCGCUUCAUGUCGAAGACUAAGUCUUACUCCCUCCGUCCCUUAAAACUUUGCCAAAGUUGAUCGGCACGGAGAAUAAUAAAUUUAAAAUUGUGGGGUUGAGAUUUGUGUAGAUGAGAGAGAAGUAACAGAAAUAACCAAAUAAUUGAUUAAAAGAGAAAGCGACAAAGUUUGUUGGGACGUCCCAAAAAAGAAAGAUGACAAAGUUUUGAGGGGCGGAGGGAGUAAGACUUAGUCUUCAACAUGAAGCGACGAUAGAAGUCAUGCGGCAUUGUUGGAGAUCCACAAAUAUGGUAGCUCAUAAAUUAGCUAAGUUGCUCUUUCUAUGUCGGAUGGUUAUUAUAUUGUUUAUAAUCCUCCAGAUUGUAUCGUCUCUCAGCUAUACACCGAAAGUUUGAAUUAAUUAAUGAUAUACGUAGUAUCGGUUUUCUUUUUUUAAAAAGGAAAAAGUGAAAAUAAUAAUCCCA